This is a messenger RNA of Anopheles darlingi, 2544 nucleotides long. RefSeq names its product transcription initiation factor TFIID subunit 4-like. NCBI's taxonomy places the organism in Eukaryota, Metazoa, Arthropoda, Insecta, Diptera, Culicidae. The transcript is spliced from 2 exons. The record is from RefSeq and is a predicted model, not a curated record. The coding region runs from base 713 to 2149 and encodes 478 amino acids.
GUUGGCGGAGCAAGUACCUUGUGCGCGCAAGCUCGUGAUCCAGCGCUACAGAGUCCGCGAGGUGAGUUUGAUAACAGCAACGCAAACACAACAACAGCACAGCAGAUAAUGGGCAGAGGGUAACUUCACACCAAGGAUCAGGCCACGGAAAGAGAUAAAACGAGCGCCAGCAGCAUCACUCGCGAUCGCGCGCCCUGAGCCACGGCUAUCAGUGUCAAGAGAGGCUGCAGAUGUGUAUGGGAGCCUAGUGUGGCCUGUCCGUAGAAGAGUGUGUUAGCGGACGAUUUCGGUGUGAAUUACUCACUCGCCACGUUUCAUCUCCAUCGACGACCGGUGCACGGAGGGGGAAUUUUCUCGAUUCCCAAUCACGGGAUCAUAGUUCUGUUGCUGCUGUUGCCGAUAAGAGAGCUUUUGCUGCCGUGAGUGGAUUGUAUGUAAAUCACCAGCCCUUCAAGCAGGUGUGGGAGCGAUAUCCGAGUCGAGAUCGCGAAACUAUUAUUAGUUCCUCGCUGCUGUUGUUGCUGCUUCACUGGCUUCUAGGCUGGCCACACAUUUGGCUGGCGCUUUUCCUCGAGUUCAGUUGCACUUGAACACGCGGACGCGGACAAGUGAAGUUUAGUCAGUGAACGAGAGUGUAACAAGUGGUUGUUGGAGCAACAGAAAACAGGAACAAAAACAACCAAAAGGGUGUACAGCGAAUCGUCGAGGCACCAUGUUGGAGGCACGCGGUGGAAUGCGUCGGAUGCGCUUAAUGACUUCGACUAAAAAUAGUAGGCAACUGUUGGCCGUCUGCUUCUCGGUGUUGCUCUGUCUACCGAACGUGACCGAAGGACGUAAGGUGGCCCUAUCACGUGUCACGAAACCGACCGGACACCGUGGCUACGCAAAUCCGGACGUCGCCAAGUUGAGUUACUCACCGAGCCAUGCAGCACCGCCUGCGGCCGCGAAACCGGCCCCUCCCGUCUACUCAGCACCACCGGCAGCACAUCCACCUCCACCACCUGCGCAUUCCCAAGCACAACCACCUUACUCCGCAGGACCCUCGUACGGUUGGAAUGUUCCCGGUGGGGGAGCACAUCCAGCAGCCGGUGCCGGUGGUUCGUAUGGAGGAGCAGCAGUAGCUGGUGCGGCAGGAACGGGAAUCGUCGCUGGUAACGUCUACCGAUCGCACGGACACAACGCUACGGCUGGUGGCGGCUUCGGCGGCGCUGGCACGCUCGCUCAUUCUCCACCCGGGUAUCCGGUUCAACCGGUGCAAGGCUUCCCGGGAGCCCCAGUACAACAUCCCGGUGGUGGUUUCCCAGCACCCGGAUAUCAACCGCAACCGGGUGGAUACUAUCCUCAGCAGCAGCCUUCCGGGUUCCCUCAUCAGCCAGGAUAUGCGCCACAGGGUGCUGGAGCACAUUACGAUCCCGGACACUACCAAGGACAUCCUGGACAAACGGCCCAUCACUAUGAGCAACCAUCGAGCGGUGGAAGCGGAAUCGGCACGAUUCUCGGUGCUGGCGCAGCAGGUUUGGCCGCUGGUGUUGGUGGAGCCGCUCUGUACGAUGCGCUGAAGCCGAAGGAAGCGAAAGAGGAACCAACUACGACGACUGCGGCCACUACGGUGGCUGCUGCUGCUGCUGCUGCUGCUGCUGGUGUUACCCCGGCCGCUGAAACACCAGCACCACUCGCUCCAAUGCCGGCCAAUCCGAAUGGUGAUGCUCCGUUGGCUCCUCUGCCCGCCAAUCCCAACGGAGAUGCUCCGUUAGCACCGAUGCCUGUGGGCAGUUCAACCGAUACACCUCUAGCUCCGAUGCCCACCGAAGUCAGCCCAACGACGGUAGAUGGAUCCAGUCCAGCGGCGAGUCUUAGCUCAGUUUCUCCUCCGGCCGACAAUCCCCUAGGAAUGGCACCAUUGGCCACGAUACCGGAUUCUGCUGGUGCCGCUUCAUCGGUGGCAGUGUCGACCGAUGGUACCACCACCACGACCCCUAGUUCAGAUGUCGAGGUACGCCAUUCCGCUCUGAACGUGCAACCGAAUCUGUCCGCAUCGAUGGCGGAACCGGCGAGUGGUGGUGCCACCGGAACCAUCCGGCAGUUAUCAUCCUCCUCCAUCUCGCUGCUGGCCCUGCUACCGCUGGUUGUGAAGUAUCUUCGAUUCUAAAUCAUCAUCCCACUGGCCACGGCGUGGGAACAAUUGUGUAAAUAGUGUGCUGCAUAACUGUUGAGCGGCUCCGAAUCGUUAGGAUUUGGGUUUUAUGGGGAGGGAGACCGAGAACCGAGAAUUAUGGGGAUGGUAUUUGUUGCUUUGUCUCUUGAUUUUGAAAUACAACGGCCGCCCCGGAAUUGCGUCAUCCGUUCCGUUCCAUGAGAACGAGAAGAAGAUACCGUGUGCCUUGCCUGUUUUGUAGUUUUAUCGAAGGCUCCCAUUGGUGCCUCCGAUAAGAGUUUGUUUUUAAUUUAAAGUGUAAAUGUAUUUUGGCACAAAUGAAGAUGAAGUAAUGAAGGAUGCGAAAUAUAAGAACGAAUAAAACCAACUUUAUGGUCUUGUACGAAUAA